Lemur catta (Ring-tailed lemur) is the source of this 2162-nucleotide messenger RNA. It is a transcript of the gene HACL1, whose product is annotated as 2-hydroxyacyl-CoA lyase 1. Gene Ontology annotation, cellular component: peroxisome. The record is from RefSeq and is a predicted model, not a curated record. The transcript is spliced from 17 exons. The coding region runs from base 172 to 2040 and encodes 622 amino acids. Lineage: Eukaryota; Metazoa; Chordata; Mammalia; Primates; Lemuridae. Gene Ontology annotation, biological process: fatty acid alpha-oxidation. Gene Ontology annotation, molecular function: catalytic activity; thiamine pyrophosphate binding; magnesium ion binding.
GGCUUCUUACCUGCUUGGCAUAGGCCGCGGCCUCUUGCUGGUCCCACCUCCUUCUGGCACUCUGACCCCGCGAGUGGAGGAGCCCGGGACAGGGCACGGUUCUGAUUGGAGAACGGGCGCGAUUAGAGACUCCCGUCUCCCCAAGCGCGCACGGUUAGCCCCGCCUCUUUAAUGCGGUUGGUUGCCCGCCUCCUGUCGGUCAGAGGCCCGCGUGUGCCUUCGGGUUGGUUUCGCAGGGCCUCAGCGUCAGCUCGGCUGUCAACUGCGACGGUGCCGCGGCCUUUUAGGUGGAAGAUGCCGAAAAGCAACUUCGCAGAGCCCAGCGACACAAGUGAGGGACAGGUGUCUGGUGCUCAAGUCAUCGCCCAGGCCCUGAAAACGCAAGGUGUGGAGUACAUGUUUGGCAUUGUAGGCAUCCCAGUAACCGAAAUCGCCUUUGCUGCCCAGGAACUGGGCAUCAGGUACAUCGGGAUGAGGAAUGAGCAAGCGGCUUGUUAUGCUGCCUCUGCGAUUGGAUAUCUGACGGGCAGGCCGGGAGUAUGCCUUGUUGUUUCUGGCCCAGGUCUUAUCCACGCCUUGGGUGGUAUGGCAAAUGCAAACAUGAACUGUUGGCCCUUGCUUGUGAUUGGUGGUUCCUCUGAAAGAAAUCAAGAAACGAUGGGAGCUUUCCAGGAGUUUCCUCAGGUUGAAGCUUGUAGAUUAUAUAGCAAGUUCUCUGCCCAGCCAGCCAGCGUAGAAGCUAUUCCUUCUGUUAUUGAAAAGGCAGUGAGAAGCAGUAUCUAUGGCCGUCCCGGUGCUUGCUAUGUUGACAUACCUGCAGAUUUUGUGAACCUCCUGGUGAAUGUGAAUUCUAUAAAGUACACGGAGUGCUGCAUGUCACCUCCUGUUAGCAUGGCAGAAACCUCUGCUGUACAUAUGGCAGCAUCUGUUAUUAGGAAUGCCAAACAGCCUCUUCUUAUCAUCGGGAAAGGUGCUGCUUAUGCUCAUGCAGAGGAGAAUAUCAGGAAAUUGGUGGAGCAGUGUAAAUUGCCAUUUUUGCCCACCCCUAUGGGAAAGGGUGUGGUCCCUGACAACCAUCCAAACUGUGUAGGUGCAGCCAGAUCCAGGGCUUUGCAGUUUGCUGAUGUAAUUGUGUUACUUGGUGCCAGACUAAAUUGGAUUUUACAUUUUGGACUGCCUCCAAGAUACCGGCCAGAUGUGAAGUUUAUCCAGGUUGAUAUCUGUGCAGAAGAAUUGGGGAAUAAUGUAAGGCCUGCUGUGACUUUGCUAGGAGACAUAAAUGCUGUCACUAAACAGCUUUUGGAAGAAUUUGAUAAAAUAUCAUGGCAGUAUCCUCCAGAGAGCAAGUGGUGGGAAACUCUGAGGGAAAAAAUGAAGAGCAGUAAAGCUGCAUCUCAGGAAUUAGCUUCCCAAAAAUCCCUGCCUAUGAAUUAUUAUACAGUAUUCUACCAUGUUCAAGAACAACUACCUAGAGACUGUUUUAUUGUAAGUGAAGGAGCAAAUACAAUGGACAUUGGACGUACUGUGCUUCAAAACUACCUUCCCCGUCACAGACUUGAUGCUGGUACUUUUGGAACAAUGGGAGUUGGUUUAGGAUUUGCUAUUGCAGCUGCUGUACUGGCUAAAGAUAGAAGCCCUGGGCAGCGGGUCAUCUGUGUGGAAGGAGACAGUGCGUUUGGCUUUUCUGGCAUGGAGGUGGAAACUAUCUGCAGGUACAACUUGCCGAUCAUACUCUUGGUGGUGAAUAAUAAUGGAAUUUACCAAGGUUUUGAUACAGAUACUUGGAAAGAAAUGGUAAAAUCUCAAGAUGCUACUAUAGUGGCCCCUCCAGCAUGUCUUCUGCCAGACUCUCAUUAUGAGCAGGUCAUGAUUGCAUUUGGAGGCAAAGGAUAUUUUGUACAAACACCAGAAGAACUCCAAAAAUCCCUGACUCAAACCCUAGCAGACACAACUAAACCCUCUCUUAUCAACAUCAUGAUUGAGCCAAGAGCCACACGGAAGGCCCAGGAUUUUCACUGGCUGACAAGCUCUAAAAUGUAAAUAAAGGUGCCAGUGGGUGGUCUUGAGUUUUCUCUUUCCUGCAAGAUGAAAUUUUAUUUUCUGCAGCAAAAUUACUAUAAUGUUAAAAUUGUACAAGAAAAAUAAAAAACAUUUUUAAAUGA